UGCGAGUGCGAGUACGAGUACGAAUGGUUCCGUGAGUGUGGUGAAUUUAUGCUGAAGAGAGUCUCCGGAAGAGAGCUGGACCGUCCCUAGGCUAAGAGAGUGCCGUGCCACACGGUGGCAUCCAUCUGAACAUCUGAAGCAUCGCAGUCAAGCUGAGUCCUUGCUGGCAGUCGGUUGUCUGGUCGGGAGGGAACUUUACGUUAUACGUGCGUGUGUUAGCUCAGCUCCGAUUAGAGUGUGUGCCGGCAAUGAAGUGAAUGUCCUGGCCAUGAAGUCCCCACAAACAUAACAAAACACCAAAUCAUCAUCACCCAAAAAAAAUCCAAAAAAAAAAAAAAGAUUGAAAAGUUGUGCCAAAGAAAACCAAGAAGUCAAGUGUCUGAAAUGUAAAAAUCCGCCGCUAAGUUAAACCCAAAUCAAAAUUACCAAAAUCAUUGCCACGCGAGGAUAAACCUGCACCAGAGAGAGAAAUAGAGAGAGAGAGGAACCAAAACUAAAACCAAAAAAAAUCCAGACCAAAAUCAAAACAGAAGCCGGAAAACAUGUGGAUUAGUAGCCGCCUCUUUGUGAUUUGUUUGCUGCUCCAUCAUGAUGCAACCUACAGCGAACCGUUUGAGACACAUCUGCGUGGUCCUGGAUUCGUAAUGGAGCCGCCGGGGCGCGUGGAAUUCUCGAACUCCUCGGGCGGCUGGCUGGACUGCUCCGCCUCGGGCAGCCCGCAGCCCACCAUUGAUUGGGUACAUGCGGACGGCAGCGCCGUCACCGAGAUCCACGGAGUGCGACGUGUCCUGAGGAACGGCACCCUCGUCCUGAUGCCCUUUGCGGCGGCUGCCUAUCACCAGGACAUCCACAAUACGAUCUACCGCUGCAUUGCCAGCAACUCGGUGGGGCGCAUUGUGUCCCGGGACGUGCAAGUGAGGGCUGUCGUGGCACAGGCCUAUAAGGUGGAUGUGGAGGUGCUAUCUGCGUCGCGGGGCUGCACCGCCAUUUUGCGUUGUGUGGUGCCCACGUUUGUCAAGGAAUUGGUACGAGUGGUCUCGUGGGUUCAUGAACCCGCUAUCUACAUCUAUCCCUCGUUGCAAGGCGACGGAAAAUUCCAUUUGCUGCCCACUGGCGAGCUGCUCAUCCACAAUCUGCAGGAGAGCGACGAAUCGCAGUCCUUCCGCUGUCGGAGCAUGCAUCGCCUGACCCGCCAGGUUGUCGUCAGCUCGCCCACACGACUACGUAUUAAUUCUCAUCGCGGCAUCAUUUCGCCGAGUGUGGUGGAGCACACGGCUCAUGUGCAGGUGUCGCAGGACGAGGGCGCGGUGCUGCUGUGCGUCGCUCAGGGAUGUCCUUCCCCCGAAUACAGCUGGUAUACCCACAAUGGGGCCGGACCCCUGCCUGUGCUGAGCGGCCCCCGGGUUCGCCUGCUCGGCCCCAUUCUGGCCAUUGAGGCCGUCACGGGCGAGGACUCCGGCGUGUACAAGUGCACGGCCAGCAAUGUGGGCGGUGAGGCCAGCGCGGAGCUGCGCCUCACCGUGGCCACGCCCAUCCAAGUGGAGAUCUCGCCGAAUGUGCUCAGCGUCCACAUGGGGGGCACGGCCGAGUUCCGAUGCCUGGUGACCAGCAACGGCAGCCCCGUGGGCAUGCAGAAUAUCCUGUGGUACAAGGACGGGCGCCAGCUGCCUUCAUCGGGCCGCGUCGAGGACACGCUGAUGGUGACCCGCGUCAGCCGCGAAAAUCGGGGCAUGUACCAGUGUGUGGUGCGAAGACCCGAGGGCGAUACAUUCCAGGCCACCGCCGAGCUGCAGCUGGGGGAUGCCCCGCCGGUGCUCCUGUACAGCUUCAUCGAGCAGACCCUGCAGCCGGGACCAGCUGUGAGCCUCAAGUGCUCCGCAGCCGGCAAUCCAACGCCGCAAAUUUCAUGGACACUGGACGGAUUUCCGCUGCCAUCAAACGGAAGAUUUAUGAUCGGACAAUACAUCACAGUGCAUGGCGAUGUAAUUAGUCAUGUUAACAUAAGCCACGUCAUGGUCGAGGAUGGCGGCGAGUAUGCCUGCAUAGCCGAAAACCGUGCGGGCCGAGUGCAGCAUGCGGCCCGCCUGAAUAUAUAUGGUCUUCCGUACAUUCGUCUGAUUCCAAAGGUGACCGCCGUCUCGGGCGAAACAUUGAAUCUGAAGUGCCCCGUGGCUGGAUAUCCCAUCGAGGAGAUCCAUUGGGAGCGCGGCGGCCGGGAGCUGCCCGACGACAUACGGCAGCGUGUGCAGCCGGACGGCUCGCUGACCAUCAGUCCCGUGCAGAAGAACUCCGAUUCCGGCGUGUACACGUGCUGGGCCCGGAACAAGCAGGGCCACAGUGCCCGGCGCAGCGGCGAGGUGACGGUCAUAGUGCCGCCGAAGCUAAGCCCCUUCCAAACGAACAUCCUGCAGCUGAAUAUGGGGGAUCGCGCCUCGCUCACCUGCUCGGUGGUCAAGGGCGAUCUGCCGCUGACCAUCAACUGGCGCAAGGAUGGCCGCCCCAUCGAUCCCACGCAGCACAUGUCCGUGAAGCAGGUGGACCAGUACAACAGCAUCCUGGUUAUCGAGAAUCUGGGCAGCGACCACACCGGCAACUACUCCUGUGUGGUGCGGAACUCGGCGGCCGAGGUGGAGAACUCUCAGGCCCUCCUGGUCAAUGUGCCGCCGCGCUGGAUUGUCGAGCCAGCGGACGCGAACGUGGAGCGAAAUCGUCACAUAAUGCUGCACUGCCAGGCCCAGGGUGUGCCCACGCCCAGCAUUGUCUGGAAGAAGGCCACAGGCAGCAAGUCCGGGGAGUACGAGGAGGUUCGGGAGCGUCCCUUCACCAAGCUCCUGGCCAACGGCUCGCUGCUGCUGCAGCACGUUAAGGAGGAUCGGGAGGGCUUCUAUCUGUGCCAAGCAAACAAUGGCAUCGGCACCGGCAUCGGCAAGGUCAUCCAACUGAAAGUGAACUCCUCACCGUACUUCUCCUCCACGUCCCGCUCGGUCACCGUGAAGAAGGGCGACACGGCGCUGCUGCAGUGCGCCGUGAGCGGCGACAAGCCGAUCAAUAUUGUCUGGAUGCGCUCUGGGAAGAACACGCUCAACCCGUCGACCAACUACAAGAUAUCGGUUAAGCAGGAAGCCACUCCGGACGGAGUCUCGGCUGAGCUGCAAAUACGCACCGUGGAUGCCACCGACAGUGGGCCGUAUUUCUGCAGGGCCAGCAAUCUGUACGGCAACGAUCAGCAGCUGGUGCAGCUGCAGGUGCAGGAGCCACCACAGCCGCCCAGUGUGCUGGAGGCGGCCAUGAUAAGCAGCCGAUCGGUGAACCUCAAGUGGCAGCCCAAGUCCCUGGGCACCGGCGAUGUGUCCAAGUACCUGGUGGAGUACCGCGAGGCCGAUCCAUUGUUCGUGGAACAGUGGCAGCAGCUGGAGGUCAAGGAUCCGCCCUCCUUCAACGCUUUGAUCGAGAACCUUAAGCCGGCCACUAAGUACGCCUUCAGGGUGAUAGCCGAGGGCAAUGCGGGACGCAGUGCACCCAGCCAGGAGCUGGUUGUGCGCACAGAGCCACAGCGCCCAGCGGGCCCGCCCCUUAAUCUAUCCGUCAGACCUCUGUCCUCCACGGAGCUGCUGAUCAGCUGGGUGGCACCGCUGCCAGAGCUGCGACACGGCGACAUCCAGGGCUACAAUGUGGGCUACAAGCUGGCCAGUUCCGGCAACACGGCCUACAACUUCACCUCCGUUUCGGGCGACGGCGAUGGCGGCAGCGGGGAGCUCCUGUUGAGCGGACUGGCCAAGUUUGCCCGCUACAACGUCGUGGUGCAGGCCUUCAAUCAGGUGGGUCCGGGACCCCUUUCCGAGCCGAGCGCAGCGCAGACCAUGGAAGAUGUGCCCAGUCGUCCGCCGGAGGAUGUGCGCUGUGCCGCCCUGUCCUCGCAGUCGCUGCAAGUGUCGUGGCAGCCGCCGCCGAUAUACCACACGAACGGACUGCUGCAGGGAUACAAGCUGGUCUUCGAGCCCGUCAUGGACGACAUUCUGCCCAGCAAGGACGAGGUGGAGUCCCGCAAGACAACGGCCCUGACCAUGGUGCUGACGGGUCUGCGAAAGUACACGAACUACAGCAUCCAGGUGCUGGCCCACACACGCAUGGGCGACGGCUCCGUGUCCAAGGCCCUGUUCUGUCACAGCGAGGAGGAUGUGCCCGAGGCGCCGGCCGACAUCAAGGUGGUGGUGAGCACCACACAGUCGCUCUACAUCUCCUGGCUGCCACCCACCGAGCCCAAUGGCGUCAUCACCAAAUACAGCCUGUACACGCGCGUCGUCAACGGGCGGGAGGAGCUGAACAACGAGAAGCGGAGCCUGCCAUCGCAGCAGCACUUCUACGAGUCGAAGGGGCUGCAUCCACACAUGGAGUACCAGUUCUGGGUGACGGCCAGCACGCGCGUGGGCGAGGGCAAGAGCUCCAGGGUGGUCUCCCAGAUCACGACCAAUCGGGUGCCGGCCAGAAUCAUCUCGUUCGGGGGGCCGGCGGUGCGGCCCUGGCGAGCAACAGUAACGCUGCCCUGCACGGCGGUGGGCAAGCCCAAGCGCGAGUGGUUCAAGUCGGACGUGGCCCUGCGCCAGGGCGGACUGCACAACUCGCAGCUGCUGGACUCGGGCGACUUGAUCAUCAACAACCUGCAACUGGCGGACAGUGGCAACUACAGCUGUCAGGUGGAUAAUGGCAUUGGCACGGACCGUCUCACCCACACGCUGCUGGUGCAGGUGCCGCCCUCCGCUCCGGUGCUGUACGUGACCAGCGCCACCUCGAGCAGCAUCCUGAUGCACUGGAAGUGCGGCUUCACCGGCAACGCCCCCAUCACUGGCUACACCCUGUUCUACCGGCGCGGCUCGGGCAACACGGACGAGAUGCAGCUGUCGCGGCACGCCUCCAGCCACGAGCUGAAGGGCUUGGUCUGCGGCAGCACCUACCAGAUCCACCUGAGUGCCCAGAACAAGGUGGGAACCUCGCCCACCAGCAUCAUGCUGCACGUGCGCACCCAGGGCCAGGCGCCGGGCAUGCCCGCCUCCACCAGUCUGCUGUCCCCCAACUCCACAUCGGUGCUGAUCCGCCUACACACCUGGCCGGACAAUGGCUGCCCCCUCAUGUACUUUGUGCUGCAGUACCGCGCCAUGACCGACGAUCCCGAAACGGAGUGGGUGCUAGUGUCCAAUGCCCUCAAACCGCAGCGACGUGUGACCGUGUCCAAUCUGCAGCCGUCGACGCUCUAUCAGAUGCGCAUGGAGGCGCACAAUGUGGCUGGAGCCUCGCAGGCGGAGUUCUCGUUCGUGACGCUGACCAAGGACGGCGACCCACCGCCGCCGGAGAUCGUGCAGCGGGGCCAGCGCGGUCCGACCGUCUUCUAUGGCAACAUCAACCUGCUGAUACCCAGCAUAGCGGCGCUCUCGGGCAUGAUCUGCACCAUCGCCAUGGUCAUCAUUUGCUACAGGCACAUUCUGCACCCUGCUCCGUCGCCCGCAGAGCAAAGCAACCACAUACAAAAGGAGUCGCUGGAGAAUCGUGCCAAUUCGGAGGCGGCGCAGCGUGAGCGCUACUACGCCACCAUCCAUAAGGUUUCCAUGCAGAACAAUGACAAGAUUCCAGAAACCUCCGAGGACAUCUCGCCGUAUGCCACCUUUCAGCUGUCGGAGGCGGGCAACAUGUCCCAGCCGCAUCACAGCGGACCGGCCAACACGCUGCUGCACUCGUUCAUGUACCAUGAGAGGGCCUUGGCCGAGGGCUGUUCAUCGCCACCACCAGCUGCGUCCAAGAACCGAAGACGCCACUCGCGCAAGACCGAGCCGGAGAGCGAGGAAUCGGAGUCGGACCAGGACCAGCUGACCUCCAGCCGCACCGAGUCUUCCAACCAGCACGAGGGCAAGAUCAAGCACAGCAUCAUCUACCAUGGAGCACAAUCAAGCACAUCCUCCGACCUGUCGCCAAUGUCCGAGCAAAAGUCACUGCCGCGACGCGGUCGCUCCAGGGCUGGCAUCCUGCGAACGCUGCAUCCGCUCCAGCUGCAGGCCGAGUGCACCCCCGGUGCCUUCCACCACGCCGAGGAGGGGCUGGGCGAGCGCAUCGAGCUGGCAGAGGUGGAGUGCGAUGUGGACACGAUCAAGAAGCUAAAGCUCGGCCAGCGAUCGUCGCUCUGGUCGCGCCCCUCCUCCACCACAUCCCAGUUGCAGCAGGAGCACCAACAGCAGCAGCAGCACCACCACCAGCAGCAGCAGCAGCAGCAACGACAGCAGCAACAGCAGCCACCACACAAGAGGGCGCAUUCCAAGUCGCCGCAACCGCAGCAACAGCAGCCAUUGCAACAGCCACGCCCACAACAACAUUCACCCGCUCCAGGCCAGAAAUUGCUUAGCGAGAAAUCGGAUUACUCGAUAUCCGUCUGAGACAUUGGUAAGAUCUGAUCGCAGGAUCAGCAUAUAGGAUGAGGCCCUGGCCCUGCCCUGGCCCUGUAGUAGAAGGGAAUUGAGCUAUUCCGCAGCCGGGCCGUUUUUUGUACAUUUUAUAAUGCAUUUGUUACCUUGCCCAACCAAAACCCAGAACUCCCAGACGCCUGUACCCCACCCCACCCCAACCAGGUUGACCCCGUAACCAGUUUGCCAAUCCAACCAAAAAAAAAAACCCCACGAUACCUACCCAGUCACACAAUGACACAGUGAAAACUUUCGGACAAUCAAUAUCAAAAUUCUGCACAACCAUCCAAAAACGAGAAUACUCAACAAAAACACAUCCCAUUGCAAUCUCUCUCCUACCCCGUAUAUAUAUAUAGAGGUCAUACUCGUACUCGUACUCGUAAUCGUACCACAACAUACCCCAUAUGUAUAUCUAAGUAUUAAUAAUUGUGCAUGCACAUACAUACAUACAUACAUUCAUAUGUAUGCAGAUGUAUUUGUAUUUGUAUUUGUAUAUGGCAUGUGUCCAGAACCCAGGUCAGUUGUCGAACUUCCACAAAUGUUGUAUGUACAUACAUAUAUACUAACGUAGUCCUUUAAGUACAUAUAGUAUAUACCUAUCAAUUAACAACUAAUGCGUGUAUCACUCGAAACUGUAACUCAGACUACUACUAACUGCAAAAACACUAAACUAUCCAAUACUACAUACAGCUUGGGUAUUGUAGAAGUAUCGAAAUUGUACUCGUGCUCGUACUCGUACUCGUACCGGAACUGUCUUUCAUCGUGUGUACUCGUAUUUUAGAGUGCGAAUCCCCCUCUCCAAUACGAGUAUUACUGAAUACUUUGGGCUAUAGCAGCUGCUACUCCUAAGUAGUUUUGUAGGUUUUGAGUUUUUAGCGGGCGAAAACGAGGAAUCUGGGUACAUAACUCAGAAUUAUGCUGUGUACAAAUUGAUAUGUAUUGUAUAUUUAUGUGGGUGUCUAAAUAAUGCUCAAGUAUGUAUGUAUAUAGGUAGGUAUGGUAUGGUAUACACCAAGGUACACAAAACGAAGAAUCGAUCUACUUAUCUAGUUGUUAGCGAAUCUACAUAUUGAUAUAUUUUGUAAAUAACCACAAGGCAACCACGUAAAUGGACUGACAAAUGAUGCAUGCAUGACUCCAGAAACUCCAGAAAACCAACAGAAAAUCACAAUGAACAAUGUUAACUAAAUGUAGCUCGAAGUAUGCAAGUCGAUUGUUUCGCCAGCUGAAGCAGUAUAUUCAUAUAUAAUAUGACACAAUAUCGCAGUAUCCACUCAUUAGUGUUUCCAUUACAAUAAACAAACUGUCGUUCGUCGAGUUGUAGAUAAAUGUUUUUAAAAAGGAUGAAGAGAAUGUGAAGGGCUAGGGGAAAGUAGAAUCAAAUACCAAAUCGUAAUCAAACUUUGAAAUAUUACAAAACACUCAAUCAACAAGCAGCAGCGGUGCAGUGCAGUGCAGAACGCCACGUUAAGAGCAAACAAACAAACUACAAAUUAAUAUAUAGCUCUUAGUUUGUAUCGAAUAAUCCACAUAAUACGAGUACAUAGCUGUAUUUUAACUAGUCUACAAAUACAUAAGAAAAUCCAUAUACCACAAUACUACAACAGCAGCCAGAAUUAAAUAAGGAACAGAUCAGACGACCCCAUUCGGAACCAUGUGCCAAAAUUUGUUUUUAGACAAAGCUCUCUUAAAUUAUACAAUACAAGUACAAUAAAUAAGUGAGACACUAAAUCCACAAGAUAAAACUGCAGAUUAAGGUGUUCAAUUUAUGGAGCAUUAAUUCUUUCAAGAGCUUCCCAUUUGCUGCAGAACAACAGAGAUCCAGGGAUCCAGGGAUCCGAGCACUUCUUCUUUAAAAUGCCGCACUAGCGAUGCAGAUGUUUAGUCCGUUUUUUAUAUGAAUUUAUUUAUACGAUACAAGGAAAUGGUUUAUUACAUUCACAUCGAAUUUUACGAAUUUAUUAAACAACAGCAAAGUCUAAAAAUCAAAAGAGAAAUUACUUAAUAGAUCACAAUCAAAACGAGAAGCAACAACAAAACCAAAUCUAAGAAGGGAAAAACAAAUUUUUAUGUUUAACAUAUAAUUAGCACAACAACUACAAAAUAAAAACUAUUAAUGUAAAAACAAA
Drosophila obscura is the source of this 8575-nucleotide messenger RNA. It is a transcript of the gene Dscam2, whose product is annotated as Down syndrome cell adhesion molecule-like protein Dscam2. The coding region runs from base 543 to 6419 and encodes 1958 amino acids. Gene Ontology annotation, molecular function: protein binding. Lineage: Eukaryota; Metazoa; Arthropoda; Insecta; Diptera; Drosophilidae. The record is from RefSeq and is a predicted model, not a curated record. The transcript is spliced from 22 exons. Gene Ontology annotation, biological process: cell-cell adhesion.